UUUUCAUGUAAACGACGCACAAAUAUACCGAAUUCGUCUCAGCUUUUGUUUAUAUGUUGUUCAGUUUAAGGCGUUGAGUUGGGUAUUGUGGGGGGUUGAUAAAAUUUACUGUAAUUUACCCCGUUUUAUGCAUGGUGGCAUGAUUUUCUCAAUCAUCAAGGUUUCGCCGGUCGAAUUGGUAUUCUGGGCGCUGACAGCCAUCGGCUGGGUGUACGCGGUGCUGGCCGCUCAGCGGGUGGCGCAGCGCCAGGUAGCCUCGCUCCCUGUAGCGGAGGACCUGCUCUGAACGUCUCUGUCCAGUCCAGGGGGCAGCCAUGGGCCGUACCUCGGGCGCCAAGAACAAGGCGUCCACGUCGGCCGGCAGUCCGCGCUCGCCGCGCCCAGAGAGCGGCGGCCCGGUGCGCCGACGCCUGCGGCUGCCCGAGCUGGUCGAACUGUCAUUGACGCCAUACCCGCUCAGCCUCAGCACCGAGAUGAUUAUGGCAAUGAACGCAGAGGCCAGUACAAUACAGAAUAAGCUCAAAAGUGUCUCGAAGAGUAUCGUGGAAAUUGAAGAGGAGCGCGUCAAAGGCGACCCUAACCUGGAUGCCAUCAACAGCUUUCACGAAAAGAUACAGCAAGAAGGCAAACUCACGCCCGCCAACAAGGUAAAGCUGAAGAGUUUGUACGUGACGGCACGCAGCGACGCUGAGAAGGAGGCCCAGCUGAUCAGAAACGCCCUCGCCUCCAUCUACGAGAUCAGGACGAUACGCAAUGAGCUGCGCCUUCAGGCCAAGCACUCUGGGAACAAGGAGACGAUCCGUCGCGGCGCGCUGAUGAAAAUGCUGCAGAAUACGGCGCAGACUCUGCCGCUGUGGAUCGGCAGCCCGGGCGAGGAGCCACCCGCACUCUGCGGCGCCGUCCAGGCCGAGUCCAAUUACGCGGCCAAGGCGGGAGAUAUGGUGGCCGCUCUGUACCGCGGCAGUGACGGCGAGGAGAACUGGAUUCUGGCCGAGGUGAUCUCUUACAACCCCUCCAGCAGCAAGUACGAGGUGGAAGACAUUGACGAGGAGCAGCGGGAGCGGAUGGUGCUCAGCCGGCGGCGGGUCAUCCCCCUGCCCACCAUGCGCGCCAACCCGGACACGCAACCGGAGGCGCUCUUCCACGAGGGCGAUAUUGUGAACGCCAUCUACCCGCAGACGACGUGUUUCUACAAGGGCGUGGUUAAGAGCUCGCCGGCCACUGCGGUGGACGACUACGAGAUUCUGUUCGAGGACUCGUCGUACGCGGACGGGUUCGCGCCGCCACUCCGCGUCGCUCAGCGCUACGUCAUAGGCUACAAGGAGAAGAAGAGCAAGAAAGAGUGAAAGCCUUGAGAGUCAUGGUGGGCAAGUGGGAAAUGCUGCGUGGGCUUGGUUGGGAGAUAUGGUGUUGAGAUGUGUAUGCAAGUGUGAGUGAAAGUGGUGUAAAUGGGCAGAUUGGAGACUAUAAGGGCAGCUGACACAAGGAUCGAGACUCGAGCGAAAGGGUGUACAAAGUAUCACGGAUCUCUGACCGGUCGCUCCGCGGUAUGGCGUCUGAAAGGCUCCGCUCGACAACGGCGACAAGUCCGCGCCGCUGAGUCGAGCAGCACCGCCCAGGGCUCAAACUAGAGGUCCGCUUACGAUGCUUGGGUUCGCUGCAACGUGUCUGAACCGUCGCGUUUCAUUCGUCUGAUGAAUAUUCUCUACCUGCGGGUCUUGUGCUCAUUUAGGCAGGCUGAGCAACACAAACGACACGAACAAUUUGUCAUUUAGCCAUGUCAUAUAUCGCAUGUUCAUAUUCUGCACAGUGUACAUACUCAUGGAGCACAUGCACCGUUUCGUAAUACUACGAUUGUACGACUG
Molecule: messenger RNA, 1865 nt
Organism: Amphibalanus amphitrite
Lineage: Eukaryota; Metazoa; Arthropoda; Thecostraca; Balanomorpha; Balanidae
Gene: Sgf29
Product: SAGA-associated factor 29-like
Exons: 7
Coding region: 315-1346 (343 amino acids)
Cellular component (GO): SAGA complex
Source: RefSeq, a predicted model, not a curated record